Messenger RNA from Egretta garzetta (little egret), 654 nucleotides. Its product is annotated as claw keratin-like. The record is from RefSeq and is a predicted model, not a curated record. Lineage: Eukaryota; Metazoa; Chordata; Aves; Pelecaniformes; Ardeidae. Gene Ontology annotation, molecular function: structural constituent of cytoskeleton. Gene Ontology annotation, cellular component: intermediate filament.
AUGUCUUGCUACAGCGAGUCCUGCAGCCCCUGUGGGGUGACCUGCCCUCAGCCGGUUGCUGAGAGCUACAAUGAGCCGUGUGUGCAGCAAUGCCCCGACUCCCGAGCAGUGAUCUUCCCCCCACCGGCCGUGGUGACAGUCCCAGGCCCCAUACUCAGCUCUUUUCCUCAGGAGAGCAUCGUGGGAUCAUCAGGCCCAGCCUGGCUGGGGAGUUCCUUCAGUUCUCAAAGCUCCCGGGGCUCUGGGGGCUCCUUUGGCCUGGGGGGCUCUGGGAGAUCCUUGGGCUAUGGGAGCUCACGGAGUUAUGGGGGCUCCUUUGGUCUGGGGGGCUCUGGGGGUUAUGGGAGCUCCCUGGGCUCUGGGGGCUGGUCUGGCUCUGGGGGCUCCCGGGGCUCUGGGAGUUCCUUUGGCUUGGGGGGCUCUGGGAGAUCCUUGGGCUAUGGGAGUUCACGGAGUUAUGGGGGCUCCUUUGGUUUGGGGGGCUCUGGGGGGUAUGGGAACUUUGGGGGCCCUGGGGGCUGGGUUGCCCCCCUGGGGUCCCUGGGCAACGGGAGGUCCUACAGCUCCGGCUUCUCCUCCUGUGGCACGGGCUAUUACCUCCCUGGCACCCAGAGGUGGGGCAGGUCGCGUCGCGGGAGCUGUGGGGCUUUCUAA